UUAUCCUGGAGCUUCCGUAAAGAAGCUGGUCUUGUUGCUCCUGGUGAUCACUAUGGAGGAUGGGAGAAACCUGACAGUGAACUCCGUGGCCAUUUCGUCGGUCACUAUUUGAGUGCAACAGCUUAUAUGUGGGCAAUUUCAUUCUCUUCUUGGAAUCUGUAUUUGGGAUCUCGGGGUUUCGGACAAAAGAGAAUGGAUACGAUGAAGAGGUUUGNAAUUCACAAGAUUUUAGCGGGUCUGGUGGAUCAAUACAAGUUGGCUGGGAACAGUCAAGCUUUAAAAAUGGCAACAGGGAUGGCUGAUUACUUCUAUGUCCGUGUUCGUAAUGUGAUAAGGAACUACAGCGUUGAACGACAUUGGCAAUCACUAAAUGAAGAAACUGGUGGCAUGAAUGAUGUUCUCUAUCAGCUAUACAGCAUCACUGGAGAUUCCAAGUAUUUGCUGCUCGCACAUCUCUUUGACAAGCCUUGCUUUCUUGGGGUCCUCGCAAUUCAGGCCGAUGAUAUAAGUGGAUUCCACUCUAACACACAUAUUCCCAUCGUCAUUGGAUCCCAACAACGAUAUGAAAUCACUGGGGAUCCACUCCAUAAGGAAAUUUCGAUGUUUUUUAUGGACAUCGUAAAUGCUUCUCACAGCUAUGCAACUGGAGGAACAUCAGUCCAUGAGUUUUGGCAAGAUCCAAAGAGAAUGGCGACUACGCUGGAAACUGAAAACGAGGAAUCAUGCACUACUUAUAACAUGCUCAAGGUCUCUAGGAAUCUGUUCAGAUGGACAAAAGAGGUUAGCUAUGCCGACUAUUACGAGCGUGCUUUGACCAACGGUGUGCUCGGGAUUCAAAGAGGAACCCAGCCCGGACUGAUGAUCUACAUGCUCCCAUUGGGUAAAGGUGUUUCUAAGGCUGUGACUUAUCACGGUUGGGGAACACCUUAUGAUGCCUUUUGGUGUUGCUAUGGCACUGGGAUUGAAUCCUUCUCAAAACUGGGAGAUUCCAUAUAUUUUCAAGAAGAUGGUGAAUCUCCAGCUCUUUAUGUCACUCAAUAUAUAUCAAGCUCACUUGAUUGGAAAUCUGGUGGUCUUUCUUUAUCUCAGAAAGUUAAACCUAUUGUAUCGUGGGAUCCGUACAUGCGUGUGACAUUCUCUGUCUCUUCCUCCAAAGAGGGAAUGGGGAAAGAGACAACUUUGAAUCUAAGAAUACCUGUUUGGACAAACUCUGAAGGUGCCAAAGUAUCUUUGAAUGGCCAACCCUUGAAAGUACCAGCUUCAGGUAAUUUCCUAUCAAUCAAACAGAACUGGAAAUCUGGCGAUCAAGUGACGAUGGAGCUACCGUUGAGUAUCAGAACCGAAGCUAUAAAGGAUGACAGGCCGGAGUACUCAUCUCUUCAUGCCAUACUCUAUGGCCCCUACUUGUUAGCCGGGCACACGAGCAGGGAAUGGAGCAUCACAACUCAGGCCAAAUCUGGAAAAUGGAUCAACCCUAUUCCUGAAACUCAUAACAAUCACCUUGUCACUUUCUCACAACACUCUGGGAACAUAUCUUACGUGUUGUCAAAUAGCAACCAAACCAUCACAAUGAAAGCAUCACCCGAGCCAGGAACUCAAGACGCUGUUGCGGCGACUUUCAAGCUCGUGACUGAUACUUCUAAACCACGGAUUUCAGGUCCAGAGGAACUAAUUGGAAGCCUGGUCAUGAUCGAACCGUUUGAUUUCCCUGGCAUGAUUGUGAUGCAAGCAACUGAUAGCUCCCUCACGGUUCAAGAUUCUUCUUCUACUGCCAAAGAAGCUUCUAACUUUCGGUUAGUAGCUGGAGUUGACGGAAAGCCAGGAAGCGUGUCAUUAAGACUAGAGAGCAAAAAGGGUUGUUAUGUGUACAGCGAUCAAACCGUAAAGCCGGGAAUGAAACUGAGGCUUGAAUGUGUUUCAGAUGUGACUGAUGAGAAGUUUAAACAGGCAGCAAGCUUUACGUUAAAGACAGGAAUACAUCAAUACAAUCCAAUGAGUUUCGUGAUGAGCGGAACACAGAGGAACUUUGUGUUAUCACCAUUGUUCAGCUUGCGAGAUGAAUUAUACAAUGUGUACUUCAGUGUGCAAACUUAAAGAAAGAAACAGUUAAUUAAAAACUCCAUUAGUACAAUGGGAGAAAAUAAGAAAAAAAAAUUCUCCUGGAAGUGUAUUUAGAUGCUUAGCCUCGUAGGUGGUUUGUGACAUUGUGUUUUGCAAUUUCAUCUAAAAAAAUGUAUGUUGGUGUGACAAUAAAAAUAUAUAGACGAAGUGAUUUUUAUAAA
Molecule: messenger RNA, 2282 nt
Organism: Camelina sativa (false flax)
Lineage: Eukaryota; Viridiplantae; Streptophyta; Magnoliopsida; Brassicales; Brassicaceae
Source: RefSeq, a predicted model, not a curated record